Messenger RNA from Chondrus crispus (carragheen), 201 nucleotides. RefSeq lists its product as hypothetical. The record is from RefSeq and is a predicted model, not a curated record. The coding region runs from base 1 to 201 and encodes 66 amino acids. NCBI's taxonomy places the organism in Eukaryota, Rhodophyta, Florideophyceae, Gigartinales, Gigartinaceae. The transcript has a single exon.
AUGCUCGUUCAUGCAACUAGGUUGUUUUCUCUUCUGGCAACCCCAAACUAUCGCAACAGUCCCUCUAGUCAGUCGGAAGAUCGAGAAUGCGGUACUUGUUGCGAUCUUAGUGUUCUACGCAACUGGCCCAUCCUUUUCAAAGCAAAACACACGGAGGCCUUGACUCUUCGGCAUAGCCGCUUUUCACUGUUGCUACGGUAG